GCUCAAGACGUAUGCCAACUUCCCAGAAGCACCUCAGGAGGAGGCUUCUCUCAGCAAUAGGCUCAAGACGUAUGCCAACUUCCCAGAAGCACCUCAGGAGGAGGCUUCUCUCAGCAAUAGGCUCAAGACGUAUGCCAACUUCCCAGAAGCACCUCAGGAGGAGGCUUCUCUCAGCAAUAGGCUCAAGACGUAUGCCAACUUCCCAGAAGCACCUCAGGAGGAGGCUUCUCUCAGCAAUAGGCUCAAGACGUAUGCCAACUUCCCAGAAGCACCUCAGGAGGAGGCUUCUCUCAGCAAUAGGCUCAAGACAUAUGCCAACUUCCCAGAAGCACCUCAGGAGGAGGCUUCUCUCAGCAAUAGGCUCAAGACGUAUGCCAACUUCCCAGAAGCACCUCAGGAGGAGGCUUCUCUCAGCAAUAGGCUCAAGACGUAUGCCAACUUCCCAGAAGCACCUCAGGAGGAGGCUUCUCUCAGCAAUAGGCUCAAGACGUAUGGCAACUUCCCAGAAGCACCUCAGGAGGAGGCUUCUCUCAGCAAUAGGCUCAAGACGUAUGCCAACUUCCCAGAAGCACCUCAGGAGGAGGCUUCUCUCAGCAAUAGGCUCAAGACGUAUGCCAACUUCCCAGAAGCACCUCAGGAGGAGGCUUCUCUCAGCAAUAGGCUCAAGACGUAUGCCAACUUCCCAGAAGCACCUCAGGAGGAGGCUUCUCUCAGCAAUAGGCUCAAGACGUAUGCCAACUUCCCAGAAGCACCUCAGGAGGAGGCUUCUCUCAGCAAUAGGCUCAAGACGUAUGCCAACUUCCCAGAAGCACCUCAGGAGGAGGCUUCUCUCAGCAAUAGGCUCAAGACGUAUGCCAACUUCCCAGAAGCACCUCAGGAGGAGGCUUCUCUCAGCAAUAGGCUCAAGACGUAUGCCAACUUCCCAGAAGCACCUCAGGAGGAGGCUUCUCUCAGCAAUAGGCUCAAGACGUAUGCCAACUUCCCAGAAGCACCUCAGGAGGAGGCUUCUCUCAGCAAUAGGCUCAAGACGUAUGCCAACUUCCCAGAAGCACCUCAGGAGGAGGCUUCUCUCAACAAUAGGCUCAAGACGUAUGCCAACUUCCCAGAAGCACCUCAGGAGGAGGCUUCUCUCAGCAAUAGGCUCAAGACGUAUGCCAACUUCCCAGAAGCACCUCAGGAGGAGGCUUCUCUCAGCAAUAGGCUCAAGACGUAUGCCAACUUCCCAGAAGCACCUCAGGAGGAGGCUUCUCUCAGCAAUAGGCUCAAGACGUAUGCCAACUUCCCAGAAGCACCUCAGGAGGAGGCUUCUCUCAGCAAUAGGCUCAAGACGUAUGCCAACUUCCCAGAAGCACCUCAGGAGGAGGCUUCUCUCAGCAAUAGGCUCAAGACGUAUGCCAACUUCCCAGAAGCACCUCAGGAGGAGGCUUCUCUCGGCUAUAAGCUCAAGACGUAUGCCAACUUCCCAGAAGCACCUCAGGAGGAGGCUUCUCUCAGCAAUAGGCUCAAGACGUAUGCCAACUUCCCAGAAGCACCUCAGGAGGAGGCUUCUCUCAGCAAUAGGCUCAAGACGUAUGCCAACUUCCCAGAAGCACCUCAGGAGGAGGCUUCUCUCAGCAAUAGGCUCAAGACGUAUGCCAACUUCCCAGAAGCACCUCAGGAGGAGGCUUCUCUCAGCAAUAGGCUCAAGACGAAUGCCAACUUCCCAGAAGCACCUCAGGAGGAGGCUUCUCUCAGCAAUAGGCUCAAGACGUAUGCCAACUUCCCAGAAGCACCUCAGGAGGAGGCUUCUCUCAGCAAUAGGCUCAAGACGUAUGCCAACUUCCCAGAAGCACCUCAGGAGGAGGCUUCUCUCAGCAAUAGGCUCAAGACGUAUGCCAACUUCCCAGAAGCACCUCAGGAGGAGGCUUCUCUCAGCAAUAGGCUCAAGACGUAUGCCAACUUCCCAGAAGCACCUCAGGAGGAGGCUUCUCUCAGCAAUAGGCUCAAGACGUAUGCCAACUUCCCAGAAGCACCUCAGGAGGAGGCUUCUCUCAGCAAUAGGCUCAAGACGUAUGCCAACUUCCCAGAAGCACCUCAGGAGGAGGCUUCUCUCAGCAAUAGGCUCAAGACGUAUGCCAACUUCCCAGAAGCACCUCAGGAGGAGGCUUCUCUCAGCAAUAGGCUCAAGACGAAUGCCAACUUCCCAGAAGCACCUCAGGAGGAGGCUUCUCUCAGCAAUAGGCUCAAGACGUAUGCCAACUUCCCAGAAGCACCUCAGGAGGAGGCUUCUCUCAGCAAUAGGCUCAAGACGUAUGCCAACUUCCCAGAAGCACCUCAGGAGGAGGGUUCUCUCAGCAAUAGGCUCAAGACGUAUGCCAACUUCCCAGAAGCACCUCAGGAGGAGGCUUCUCUCAGCAAUAGGCUCAAGACGUAUGCCAACUUCCCAGAAGCACCUCAGGAGGAGGCUUCUCUCAGCAAUAGGCUCAAGACGUAUGCCAACUUCCCAGAAGCACCUCAGAAGGAGGCUUCUCUCAGCAAUAGGCUCAAGACGUAUGCCAACUUCCCAGAAGCAUCUCAGGAGGAGGCUUCUCUCAGCAAUAGGCUCAAGACGUAUGCCAACUUCCCAGAAGCACCUCAGGAGGAGGCUUCUCUCAGCAAUAGGCUCAAGACGUAUGCCAACUUCCCAGAAGCACCUCAGGAGGAGGCUUCUCUCAGCAAUAGGCUCAAGACGAAUGCCAACUUCCCAGAAGCACCUCAGGAGGAGGCUUCUCUCAGCAAUAGGCUCAAGACGAAUGCCAACUUCCCAGAAGCACCUCAGGAGGAGGCUUCUCUCAGCAAUAGGCUCAAGACGUAUGCCAACUUCCCAGAAGCACCUCAGGAGGAGGCUUCUCUCAGCAAUAGGCUCAAGACGUAUGCCAACUUCCCAGAAGCACCUCAGGAGGAGGCUUCUCUCAGCAAUAGGCUCAAGACGUAUGCCAACUUCCCAGAAGCACCUCAGGAGGAGGGUUCUCUCAGCAAUAGGCUCAAGAGGUAUGCCAACUUUCCAGAAGCACUUCAGGAGGAGGCUUCUCUCAGCAAUAGGAUCAAUACGUAUGCCAACUUUCCAGAAGCACCUCAAGAGGAGGCUUCUCUCAGCAAAAGGCUCAAGACGUAUGCCAACUUUCCAGAAGCACCUCAGGAGGAGGUUUCUCUCAGCAAUAGGCUCAAGACGUAUGCCAACUUCCCAGAACCACCUCAGGAGGAGGCUUCUCUCAGCAAUAGGCUCAAGACGUAUGCCAACUUUCCAGAAGCACCCCAGGAGGAGGCUCCUCUCAGCAAUAGGCUCAAGACGUAUGCCAACUUUCCAGAAGCACCUCAGGAGGACGCUUCUCUCAGCAAUUGGCUCAAGACGUAUGCCAACUUUCCAGAAGCACCUCAGGAGGAGGCUUCUCUCAGCAAUAGGCUCAAGACCUAUGCCAACUUUCCAGAAGCACCUCAGGAGGACGCUUCUCUCAGCAAUAGGCUCAAGAGGUAUGCCAACUUUCCAGAAGCACUUCAGGAGGAGGCUUCUCUCAGCAAUAGGCUCAAGAGGUAUGCCAACUUUCCAGAAGCACUUCAGGAGGAGGCUUCUCUCAGCAAUAGGCUCAAGAGGUAUGCCAACUUUCCAGAAGCACUUCAGGAGGAGGCUUCUAUCAGCAAUAGGCUCAAGAGGUAUGCCAACUUUCCAGAAGCACUUCAGGAGGAGGCUUCUCUCAGCAAUAGGAUCAAUACGUAUGCCAACUUUCCAGAAGCACCUCAAGAGGAGGCUUCUCUCAGCAAAAGGCUCAAGACGUAUGCCAACUUUCCAGAAGCACCUCAGGAGGAGGUUUCUCUCAGCAAUAGGCUCAAUACGUAUGCCAACUUUCCAGAAGCACCUCAGGAGGAGGCUUCUCUCAGCAACAGGCUCAAGACGUAUGCCAACUUUCCAGAAGCAUCUCAGGAGGACGCUUCUCUCAGCAAUAGGCUCAAGACGUAUGCCAACUUUCCAGAAGCACCUCAGGAGGAGGCUUCUCUCAGCAAUAGGCUCAAGACGUAUGCCAACUUUCCAGAAGCACCUCAGGAGGGGGCUUCUCUCAGCAAUAGGCUCAAGACGUAUGCCAACUUUCCAGAAGCACCUCAGGAGGAGGCUUCUCUCAGCAAUAGGCUCAAGACGUAUGCCAACUUUCCAGAAGCACCUCAGGAGGAGGCUUCUCUCAGCAAUAGGCUCAAGACGUAUGCCAACUUUCCAGAAGCACCUCAGGAGGAGGCUUCUCUCAGCAAUAGGCUCAAGACGUAUGCCAACUUUCCAGAAGCACCUCAGGAGGGGGCUUCUCUCAGCAAUAGGCUCAAGACGUAUGCCAACUUUCCAGAAGCAUCUCAGGAGGACGCUUCUCUCAGCAAUAGGCUCAAGACGUAUGCCAACUUUCCAGAAGCACCUCAGGAGGAGGCUUCUCUCAGCAAUAGGCUCAAGACGUAUGCCAACUUUCCAGAAGCACCUCAGGAGGAGGCUUCUCUCAGCAAUAGGCUCAAGACGUAUGCCAACUUUCCAGAAGCACCUCAGGAGGAGGCUUCUCUCAGCAAUAGGCUCAAGACGUAUGCCAACUUUCCAGAAGCACCUCAGGAGGAGGCUUCUCUCAGCAAUAGGCUCAAGACGUAUGCCAACUUUCCAGAAGCACCUCAGGAGGAGGCUUCUCUCAGCAAUAGGCUCAAGACGUAUGCCAACUUUCCAGAAGCACCUCAGGAGGAGGCUUCUCUCAGCAAUAGGCUCAAGACGUAUGCCACCUUUCCAGAAGCACCUCAGGAGGAGGCUUCUCUCAGCAAUAGGCUCAAGAGGUAUGCCAACUUUCCAGAAGCACUUCAGGAGGAGGCUUCUCUCAGCAAUAGGCUCAAGAGGUAUGCCAACUUUCCAGAAGCACUUCAGGAGGAGGCUUCUCUCAGCAAUAGGCUCAAGAGGUAUGCCAACUUUCCAGAAGCACUUCAGGAGGAGGCUUCUCUCAGCAAUAGGAUCAAUACGUAUGCCAACUUUCCAGAAGCACCUCAAGAGGAGGCUUCUCUCAGCAAAAGGCUCAAGACCUAUGACAACUUUCCAGAAGCACCUCAGGAGGAGGCUUCUCUCAGCAAUAGGCUCAAGUCGUAUGCCAACGUUCGAGAAUCACCUCAGGAGGAGGCUUCUCUCAGCAAUAGGCUCAAGUCGUAUGCCAACGUUCGAGAAUCACCUCAGGAGGAGGCUUCUCUCAGCAAUAGGCUCAAGUCGUAUGCCAACGUUCGAGAAUCACCUCAGGAGGAGGCUUCUCUCAGCAAUAGGCUCAAGACGUAUGACAACUUUCCAGAAGCACCUCAGGAGGAGGCUUCUCUCAGCAAUAGGCUCAAGUCGUAUGCCAACGUUCGAGAAUCACCUCAGGAGGAGGCUUCUCUCAGCAAUAGGCUCAAGACGUAUGACAACUUUCCAGAAGCACCUCAGGAGGAGGCUUCUCUCAGCAAUAGGCUCAAGUCGUAUGCCAACGUUCGAGAAUCACCUCAGGAGGAGGCUUCUCUCAGCAAUAGGCUCAAGACGUAUGACAACUUUCCAGAAGCACCUCAGGAGGAGGCUUCUCUCAGCAAUAGGCUCAAGUCGUAUGCCAACGUUCGAGAAUCACCUCAGGAGGAGGCUUCUCUCAGCAAUAGGCUCAAGACGUAUGACAACUUUCCAGAAGCACCUCAGGAGGAGGCUUCUCUCAGCAAUAGGCUCAAGUCGUAUGCCAACGUUCGAGAAUCACCUCAGGAGGAGGCUUCUCUCAGCAAUAGCCAUCCCCCGUUCGCCAUUCAACACCAGCAGUGGCUGGACUUCCUUCAUGCAACUCCAGAGAUGCCCCGAGAACACUGUCCCAAGUCUAGAGGAACACCAACUGCAGCACAGAAACUCGAGGAAUGCUCCGUGUACCCCAAAUCGUCUCGAGAUGAGAGCUGA
This is a messenger RNA of Rangifer tarandus platyrhynchus (Svalbard reindeer), 5923 nucleotides long. The record is from the annotation of a GenBank genome assembly. Lineage: Eukaryota; Metazoa; Chordata; Mammalia; Artiodactyla; Cervidae.